This is a messenger RNA of Rhipicephalus microplus (southern cattle tick), 481 nucleotides long. RefSeq lists its product as uncharacterized. The record is from RefSeq and is a predicted model, not a curated record. Lineage: Eukaryota; Metazoa; Arthropoda; Arachnida; Ixodida; Ixodidae.
AUUUUGUAUAUUCAAUAUAAAAGCUACGAAGAAUGCGUUUACCUAAAACGUACCCUUUUUCAUGGUCUCUCUGAAAACUAUUCAGUUAAUUUCUCGAUUCGCAGUGUAAUAACCAAUUCGGGACGUUGAAAACGUCUCUAAAUCAACAAACAUGAAGACCACUGUGUGUGUUUUCGUAGUUAUGCUUGCAGUUACUGCCACAUAUGGCGCCCCUGGGCUCCCUGUCAAUGAAGACGACCAUGGUGAUGCAACCGCUCCUUACUGGAAGGCGAAGCUAGGCUGGAUCCUCGAACAGAUCGGCAAGUUCCUCCAACAGUCAGCUGCCUCUUACUCCUCCGAAGAUGGCGCCGCCACGUCUCAAGAUAUAACCGUCGGGCAGAUUAGGAAAAUAGCGGAGGUGCUCAACAAGGCUGCUGAUGCCAUCGAAAAGGGCGAGAAAUUUGAACUGUUUUGAACAAUAAACCAUUUUUGUAUUCACGUG